Molecule: messenger RNA, 336 nt
Organism: Protopolystoma xenopodis
Lineage: Eukaryota; Metazoa; Platyhelminthes; Monogenea; Polystomatidea; Polystomatidae
Source: the annotation of a GenBank genome assembly
UUGCCUUUUUGUUUCCAAUUUCUAGAUCGUGGCCAACGGAGAGCUUGCCCCUUCUCUGGGGCAAUAGACUCGGUGCUUGAUGUUCGUUUCUACGUGACUCAAGCCGCUUCAUCUACUUCCGCGUGUAGAAACCGAUCUGGCCCAUUCAAACCCUUCGAUCGCGGAAUGUGGAAUAUCGGCCUUUCCAGUUUUAUAUCCAGUUCAUUCUUUCAAGGACAACAGUUGUCGAAUGCUGAAAUCUCUUAGCUGAAUUUGAGCACCUGCAUGCUCUCAGGCUACCACCGAUUCGCCUUCAGCGUCAUUUCACAAGGAUCCCGUAGCCUUUUCCUAGUAUAG